Messenger RNA from Nematocida homosporus, 2077 nucleotides. RefSeq lists its product as uncharacterized. The record is from RefSeq and is a predicted model, not a curated record. The transcript has a single exon. The annotation marks the transcript as partial. Lineage: Eukaryota; Fungi; Microsporidia.
UGGUAUAUCUGUUGACGAGAGCACAAUUGAGUAUACGAAAAGACAAAAUGGUUUGUUAGAUACGUUAAAGGUCCUUGAAAAGAAUCUAUAUGUGGAUUGUGAGAAGUCGAUAGAACAUGCGACCGCAGAGGGGAUCAAAUGUCCUGCUGAGGAUUGCAGCAAUAACAAAUUGGAAUUUCAAAAACCAGUUGAUAUCAACUUUGAAAAUUUAUAUGAGAUUAGUAUGUUUGAUCAUGAGGAGCAUGAUAUUGCCGUCAACUCAGAUAUUCUUUUCUGUCAGAACAUACACUAUACAGACAUCAACAUCAACGGAUGUGACUAUCAUAAUGCUGGCGAGGCCUGUCAAACCCUUUUAAGCCUAUUUAUCAAUAUUACUGCUCGCACACUUAGAAUCUGGAAAGUUCAUUUUGAUAGAUUCCACACCAUUGAUCUAUCUACGAUAGAAGAAGAUGAGGAUCCACUUCCUGAAAUCUUCCGGCGCCGUCUUGAUCUUAAGACCUUGAUACUAGACAAUGUUGGUAAUGACUUUAUUUACUGGAUCCUAAACAACUACACAUUCGCCGAUUCUAUGGAAGUGUAUAUCCUGAACCAAGACUACAAGAACCUUAAUAUUGUCCGAAUUAUUUCCCACCCUACAUGCCGGAAGAUCUCUAAACUUGUGCUCAAUGACUUUGUUGAAUUAGAUGAGGUGAGGUUGUAUGAGGAGUAUAAGAAAGAAGGUAGACUCACUGAACUCCCAUUAUUCAACUACAUCGAAAGAAUGAAAGCCGAAAACAAAACCAUCACGGAUCUUGGUCUUAACAAACUGGUGUUGCAACUGGAAGGUGUUGAUUGCAAUAAGUAUGCUGAAAUCUUAACUGAGUUUAAGAGUAUUGGUAUUCAAUGCGAGGAGGUUCCUUUUGCGGUUAUUGUUGAUCGUCCAAUAGCGAAGUACAACUCUUAUAUAAGGGCGAAGAGUCAAUAUGCUUUGAGGAAACCCGACACACGAUUUUAUAAGGAGCUGGAGCUCAAGAACAUUAAUCUACAAGACUUAGAAGCGGAUCUUGCCAGUCGAUGCACCACGCCUACAUCACAACCAGAUCCAAACCAAGAACAAAAGCCAUCUAUCCAGAAACUUUCCCUUGAGACAUUAUCGUUAUUCUUCUGGGAUACUAAUCCAAUAACUGAGAAUAACCUAGUGAAGAUUCUCGAGUGGAUUGCUUGUCAAUUUACAGGUUUUAAAUGGUUGUUCUUACACAAUCUUGAGGUUUCGGAGGGUGAGAGAAAGAAGAUGUUAGCCCACAAUUACCACGUCAAUGGGUUAGAUGCCUUCAGAUGCGAUUCCAUAUCAUCAGAGCCCGCACGAAUUAGGUUGCUUGCCGGCACUACCCAGAAUAUCAGACUAGCAGAGUUUAAUAUCUCUCGUCCUGAUAUUGUUGUCGUGGAUUAUACAAUGAUACCCCACAUUCUUAAACUGGACCUUACUGGGAUGGAUUCUGAGGCACAUUUGUACAAACUCGCAACGGCUAUAAAGAAGUCUACCUCCAUUAUAUGUUCAAUGUGUUCCUUAAGUCUUUAUCGGCCAAAUGAGGAGAACCAAUUUGGUGAUGUGAUGCAUGCUGAUAUAGAUAAUGGCAUGAGUGGUGAGGUGCGUGAAGAAGAACGCGAGGGGGAUGGUGUGUAUCAAGCAAUAACAAAGAAGAUAAAACCAGAUACUGUGAACAGGCUUUCAAGCUUUAAUCCAGAGUUGCACUUUAAAACAGUCUGCUAUUUCGCUUGCGAACAUCUAUCCUGUCUUAAAUGUGUAUCGAAGAUGAAGAAGCCCCACUGGCAUUUACUAAAGUGUCCAACUUGUAAGAAACAUGCCGAAUACGAUCAAGCUUGCCAGCUUAUAUACGCGCCUCUGCCCAACCUUGUUCUUGUCCAAAGCAAUAUUCCAACGUCUAUCUCAGAGUCCCAACAAUCUAAGAUCACAACAUGGUGUACAACCCCUACAUUCUUCUAUGCCUCUUAUGGAAACGCAUAUUGGACUCUUCCUGAGCACAAGAAAGAAGCAACUUAUGACACAUCCAACCCACUCCAUGUCAUGUUCAUUUAA